AUGGAAACCCAAAAGGAUGAAACUACUCAGGUUAAAGGAGCUACAGUCUUUGGGGAGGCCCAUGACCAAGGGGCAGAGAAAGAAAGCAAGAACAAGGCAGCUGAGGUGACAGAAGGACCAAUGUCAGAACCACUCUCCUCUGGCCCAGGUAGGCUGAAGAAAACUGCCAUGAAACUCUUUGGUGGCAAGAAGGGUAUCUGUACUCUGCCUAGUUUCUUUGGUGGAGGAAGAAGCAAAUAUUCUGGGAAAGGCAGCACUAAAAAAGUUCUCAAUAAGAGCAAGACCCAUGAAGCCCUGAGUGAAGCAGCUCAUGGCUCUGAAGAUGUCAGUGAAGGAACCAGCUUCUCCCUAACUUUGCCUGAGUUACUCUGCCAAUUUCCCAGCUCCCAAAGUAUCCAUGGGGUUUUGGAGAGAGGCUUCAGAUAUAAGAUAUCUAUGGCUGGAGUCACAGAGAAAGCUGGGGCUGAGAAGGUUCCCUUUUUGCCCAAGCCAAAGAAAGGCCUAAAAGGCUUUUUUAGCAGUAUCCGGCGUCACCGGAAAAGUAAGGUUGCUGGGCCUGAGCAAAGUGAUCCAGAGGCCAAGGGGCCUGAGGAGGCCAGAGGUAGGCCUCAUGAACAUGUGAGCUCAGCCCCUCAGGUGCUCCAUGCUGAUGAGGCCUUCCAAGCCUCUCAAAAGGAAAAUAUCAAACCUCAAAAUGUCCCUGGUCCAAAAGUUUUUCCAGCACCAGAGCCUUCUCCACCAGGUACUAAGAAGACAGCCUGUAAAGAUCCAGAAAAUCCCACAGUGGCCUUUGCCUCAGCACUCAUGCAACCCAAGCCUGCUCCUGAAGCCAGUACCCAAGAGGAACCCCAUAUCCGAGAAACAGGGGAUAAGGUGGUGGUAAAUCAACCCAACUGCCCUGUAGGGGACCAGCUGAGCCUCCUGUUUGGUGAUGUCACAUCCCUGAAAAGCUUUGACUCACUGACAGGUUGCGGUGACAUUAUAGCAGAACAGGACAUGGACAGUAUGACAGAUAGCAUGGCUUCUGGUGGCCAGAGGGCCAACCGAGAUGGGACCAAGCGAAGUUCUUGCCUGGUGACCUACCAAGGAGGCGGGGAGGAGAUGGCCUUGCCAGAUGAUGAGGAGGAAGAAGAGGAAGUGGAAUUAGGAGAGGAAGAGGAUGAGGCUAAGGAGGAGGAGGAGGAAGAAGACAAUGACUUAGAAUAUAUUUGGGCAAGUGCUAAAAUAUAUCCAAGGCACAAUCUGAACCUGAGCUACCAUCCCACCACAUCCCCAGGCCACUAUGGCAACAUGCUCCUUGACCCAGUUAGGUCUUAUCCUAGCCUAUCCCCUGGAGAACUUUUGACUCCUCAAAGUGACCAGCAAGAGUCUGCCCCCAAUAGUGAUGAAGGUUACUACGACUCCACUACACCUGGAUUUGAGGAUGAUUCAGGUGAGGCCCUAGGGCUUGUUCUCAGGGAUUGCCUACCCAGAGACAGCUACAGUGGAGAUGCCCUAUAUGAGUUCUAUGAGCCAGAUGAUAGUCUUGAGAACUCCCCUCCUGGGGAUGACUGCUUUUAUGACCUCCAUGGCCACAGCUCUGGAAUAUUUGACCCCUUCUUGAACUUUGAGUCCCUUUCUUCCUCCCGGCCACCUGGGGCAAUGGAGACAGAGGAAGAACGACUAGUGACUAUCCAGAAGCAGUUAUUGUAUUGGGAGCUCUGUCGGGAGCAGCUUGAAGCCCGAGAGGCAUGUGCCCGAGAGGCUCAUGCCUGGGAGGCCCACACCAGGGAGGCCUAUACUAGAGAAGCGCAUGCCAGGGAGGCCUAUACCAGAGAGGCCCACACGUGGGAAGCUCAUUCCAGGGAGACUCGGACACGAGAAGCCCAAGCCUGGGAAGCUCGUGCUCUAGAGGCUCAAGUCCAAGAAGCUCAGACCUGGCAGGAAAAGCCUGUGUUGGAGUAUCAGAUGAGGCCCUUGGGCCCAUCAGUGAUGGGCCUAGUGGCAGGGACAUCAGGGGCUUCUCAGAUUUCCCACCGAGGAACCACCUCAGCUUUUCCCACCACUGCAAACACUGAGCCAGACUGGAGGGACUUCCGUCCUCUGGAGAAACGCUUCGAGGGAACCUGCUCCAAGAAAGAUCAAAGUACUUGCCUGAUGCAGCUCUUCCAGAGUGAUGCUAUGUUUGAGCCAGACAUGCAAGAAGCAAAUUUUGGAGGAUCUCCCAGGAGGGCCUACCCUACUUACUCACCCCCUGAAGAGCUAGAGGAAGAGGAGGUUGAGAAGGAAGGAAAUGCCACUGUGAGUUUCUCACAGGCCUUGGUAGAGUUCACCAGCAAUGGGAACAUCUUCUCCAGUAUGUCUUGCAGUUCUGACUCUGAUUCAUCCUUCACUCAAAAUCUCCCUGAGCUACCCCCCAUGGUGACUUUUGACAUUGCUGAUGUGGAACAGGAUGGGGAAGGCAAGUGUGAAGAGAGCCCUGAGUUCCACAACGAUGAAGACCUUGCAAUUUCCUUGGAAGCCUUUGAGCUGGGCUACUUCCACAAACACACCUUCAGCAACUAUCGCAGCCGAUUCUACCAAGACCUUCCCUGGGGUGUGAGCAGCCUCCCUCGAUACUUGGGACUUCCUGGCAUGCACCCUAGGCCUCCACCUGCUGCCAUGGCCCUCAAUAGAAGGAGCCGCUCCCUUGACACUGCAGAGACCCUGGAGUUAGAGCUCUCUAAUUCCUACUUGGUGCAGGGCUACCUGGAGUCUGAUGAACUUCAAGCCCAGCAAGAAAAUUCAGAUGAAGAUGAAGAGGAGGAAGGAGAAUGGGGCCGAGAUAGUCCAUUAUCCCUUUAUACUGAACCCCCAGGGGCCUAUGAUUGGCCCACCUGGGCUCCCUGUUCUGUUCCACUGGGGCCAGGUCCUGCCUGGAUAAGCCCUGGUCACAUGGAUGGGCUUUCCAGUCAGUCUUCAUAUGGCCAGGCAUCCUGUUGUGUACCUUCUAUGGCCAUGUCAGUGUCACUGUCAUUGUCAGGGCCGGAGUCAAGAGCAUCUGGGGAACCUGGGCCUCAGCUAGCUUGGCCUUCACACCUACUCCUGCCCAAAGGCCCAUGCUAUAACCUUCAGCCACAGGCCUCCCAGAGCAUGAGAGCCAGGCCUCGAGAUAAGCUGAUGCCUAUUGAGGAGCCUAGUUGCUCUUCUAGUUCUGGAGGCUUCAGCUCUAACCCUCUGCCACAGGCCAAGCCUGUUGGUAUCACCCAUGGCAUUCCUCAGCUGCCCAGGGUCCAGCCUGUACUGCCCCAGCCUCUGCCCAUUUGUUAUAGACCUUCUAGCCUUGAACUGUCAAAGGAGAGGGCUAAGCAAGGUGCCUCUCUCCCCACCAGCUAG
Messenger RNA from Otolemur garnettii (small-eared galago), 3354 nucleotides. RefSeq names its product APC membrane recruitment protein 1 (gene AMER1). Gene Ontology annotation, cellular component: plasma membrane. Gene Ontology annotation, molecular function: beta-catenin binding; phosphatidylinositol-4,5-bisphosphate binding. The record is from RefSeq and is a predicted model, not a curated record. The transcript has a single exon. Gene Ontology annotation, biological process: regulation of canonical Wnt signaling pathway. Lineage: Eukaryota; Metazoa; Chordata; Mammalia; Primates; Galagidae. The coding region runs from base 1 to 3354 and encodes 1117 amino acids.